CCAUUCUUCCAGAUAUCUGGCAAUAGUUCAUCCAUUGAGGCCAAGAAUGUCGAGGACGACAACGCUGAACAUAAUAGUGUGCAUAUGGAUUACCAGUUCCCUACUCUCUCUGCCAAACAUUAUCUACUCGACCACUCAGAGGGAGGUCUUCUCUAAUGGAGAUUCCAGAUGAUAUGUUAUGUGGAGUGGUUUGACGGACCUAGUACACAAUCCAAAAUGGAGUAUUUGUA
Messenger RNA from Oppiella nova, 230 nucleotides. The record is from the annotation of a GenBank genome assembly. Lineage: Eukaryota; Metazoa; Arthropoda; Arachnida; Sarcoptiformes; Oppiidae.